Messenger RNA from Daucus carota subsp. sativus, 2099 nucleotides. RefSeq names its product pentatricopeptide repeat-containing protein At5g64320, mitochondrial-like. The transcript has a single exon. The record is from RefSeq and is a predicted model, not a curated record. Gene Ontology annotation, molecular function: protein binding. NCBI's taxonomy places the organism in Eukaryota, Viridiplantae, Streptophyta, Magnoliopsida, Apiales, Apiaceae.
AGAUAGAAAGAAAUGAGGAAACUUGUGGGCGCUUCAAUUAGAUGAUGAAACUUUAUGGGUAGAUGAUAUAGAUCAAUUCGACGAGAUUGAUUAACAAGCAAUGCGGCUGAAACCAUAGUGUGUAGCAAUGUUGAAAGAAAAUUUCUUUGAAAAAGCUGAAGAAGCAGCUUUCUGGUCCAUAAGCCAUGAUCAGCUUUAUUGUGUGCUGAAUUAUAUGCACAUACAAACACCCAAUUGAUUUGAAAAUUUGACUUUAGACCCGAUCCGCUGCUCACUGAAUAAUUAGUGCAGAAGCUUUUUGCAGCAAAUACAAACACUAUAUGCAAGAUAUUUUUCCCAGGUUAGAGCUCUUUAUUCUGCUCUGUUUCUCAUAUAUUUUUCAACUCUAUAUGCACAUAUACAUACAUGUAUACACACAAUUGCUUAUAACCCUGAAAAGUUUAUGUAUGUGUAAUGCCAAUCAGUUGUGUGCUUAGCUUUUGCUUGUUUACAAUUACCCAAUAAGAGUUAUGCUCAAAAGAUUGAAUCUUGGGUGUCAUUUUGUCAAAAAGGUUCAAUCUUUGUAUAAAAAUCCAAUCUUUACAUAUUGUAGUUCAAUUGGGGAUGAUGGAAAUGUUGUUGGUAAUUCUGAUUAUAAGAAUGGGUCAUCCCCUGAAACAGAUUGGGAAAGUUUGCUUGAACCAUUUGACAUUGAACAGCUUCGAAAGUCCCUUAAUCGACUUGCACCGUAUCAGCUUAAUAAGUUGCUUCAACUCCCCCUUGAUGUCCCUACUUCUGUGGAUUUGUUCCGUAAGGCGGGUACUCAAAUGGGGUAUACUCAUACAUUUGAUGUGUAUUGUACUUUGAUUAAUAAACUUGGAGCGGCCGGGGAGUUUAAGUUGAUUGAUGGAUUGUUGCUGCGGAUGAAAGAUGAAGGGGUAGUUUUUCAGGAGUCACUUUUUAUUUCUAUGAUGAGGCAUUAUGGUAGAGCUGGUUUACCUGGUCAAUCGACGCGGUUACUUUUUGAUAUGAGGGAUGUUUUUAGUUGCGAACCUAGUUUUAGGUCUUAUAAUGUUGUUCUGGAUAUAUUGGUUGCUGGGGAUUGCCCGGCUGUUGCACCGAAUAUUUUUUAUGAGAUGUUGCACAAGGGGAUUUCUCCAACUGUUUUAACGUUCGGUGUGGUGAUGAAAGUGCUUUGUAUGGUUAAUGAGGUGGAUUCUGCAUGUUCACUUUUAAGAGAUAUGACAGAACAUGGGUGUGUGCCGAAUUCAGUUAUUUACCAGACACUUAUACAUGCGCUUUGUAAGGUGAACAGAAUAAAUGACGUGAUAAGAUAUUUGGAGGAAAUGUUUCUGAUGGGUUGCACACCUGAUGUUGAUACUUUUAAUGAUGUUAUUCAUGGUCUUUGCCGUGCUAAGAGGAUACCUGAAGGUGCUAAAUUGGUCGAUAGAAUGCUUCUCUGAGGCUUCACUCCUAGCAAGUUUACUUAAGGAAUUUUAAUGGAUGGAUUAUGCCGAACUGGUCAAGUUGAUAAAGCUAGAGCUAUUCUGGAGAGAGUGCCCGAGCCUAAUGUUGUUUUGUUCAAUACUUUGAUUAAUGGUUAUGUGGCCAAUGGACAGUUUGAUGAUGCCAAUGCUGUUUUGAGGCAGGGGAUGCCCGCUGUUGGUUGCAAUCCAGAUAUCUAUACAUAUAACAUAAUCAUCCGUGGUCUAUGUUCGAGAAAAUCUUUUUCUUUAGCACGAAAUUUGAUGAAAGAGAUGGAAAUUAUGGGUUGCAAGCCCAACCUAAUAACAUACACGAGUUUGAUCAACGGGUUCUGCAAGGUCGGCAGAUUGAAGGAAGCAGAAGAAGCUGUCCGUGAAAUGUCAGCAUUGGGGAUCCGCUUAAACACUGUUGGAUACAACUGCCUGAUAAAUGCUUUAGCUAAGGAUGAGAAGGUUAAGGAGGCUCUGGAACUAUACGCUGACAUGGUAAACGGAGGAUGUAAACCAGAUAUGUUCACUUUCAAUUCUCUGAUAUGUGGGCUCUGUAGGGUUGAUCAGGUAGAAGAUGCUCCUAAACUAGUGCCAUUUCCAAUUAUAUUGGUCCUAAACUUACGUAUUCUUCAUACACAUGGAUAA